Humulus lupulus (European hop) is the source of this 769-nucleotide messenger RNA. RefSeq names its product pleckstrin homology domain-containing protein 1-like. The transcript has a single exon. Lineage: Eukaryota; Viridiplantae; Streptophyta; Magnoliopsida; Rosales; Cannabaceae. Bases 127 to 567 code for a protein of 146 amino acids. The record is from RefSeq and is a predicted model, not a curated record.
AUUUCCGACUGCACUAUCAGUUCAGGAGAACAACAGAUCAUCCAAAUCUAUCGCUCUCCAAAAUUAAUCGCUAAAAUCACUCACACACUAUCUAUCUCUCUUGAAUUUCAUACCAAAGCUUCUCUUAUGGAGGGUCUAUGGAGAUCGGUGACGGGUCAAGAUCCGAGCUCGGAAGAGUACAGCGGCGUCGAAUUUUGGUCCCGUCCGGAACGUGCCGGGUGGCUGACCAAGCAAGGCGAGUACAUCAAGACCUGGCGCCGCCGAUGGUUCGUCCUCAAGCAAGGCAAGCUCCUCUGGUUCAAGGACUCCAAUGUAACCCCGGCCUCUGCUCCUCGCGGCGUUAUAACCAUGGGAACCUGUCAGACUGUGAAGGGCGCCGAGGAUAUCGUCCAUAAGCCCUGCGCUUUUGAGCUCUCGGGAUCAGGGAACUCACUUGAGACCAUGUACUUCAUCGCCGAUACCGAGAAGGAGAAGGAGGAGUGGAUCAACUCAAUUGGACGAUCGAUUGUCCAGAACUCACUCGCGCUCGCCGAUUCGGAGAUCGUCGAUUACGAUGCUCGGCGUUGAUUGAAACGUAUGGAGAAUAUUGCUGAAUUUUUGUGUAAGAAGAAGAUAUUAGACAUAUGUCUAGUGUAAAAAUUGUUAUUAAAAUAAUUUGGGGUGUUUCUUUAAUUUUUCUUGUUACUUUGCUGUAUGCAUGUUUCAGUUUUGUUGACUUAAAUAUAUAUUUAUAUUUUAAAUUUAAAUAUAUAUAUUGAUUUGUUCAGAA